GCUUUGUUUACAAGAAAUGAACCUUUUCAAUACUUUCCAAAGGAGCACGGCUCUCACCAGAAGAUUGAAGGCAGAUGUAAUCAGUUUUUUUCUGGAGUGAUGACUGAAGCUGGUAGUAAUGUUGUUUGAGAGGAUUGCUAUUCGGCGUAUGAAUGAGCGGAAAUUGCGAUUUCGAUCUCGACAUCUUAGGCAUCUUCAAUUAGCUCUUCUAAGGACAAAGUCAUUAUCCAGCCACCGAAAACCAUGGACGUCUUUCUAUUGAUCGCGGCCUUCGUCUUGCUCGUUGCAUACGGGCUGCAUCUUCUUCGUAAACAGGUGAACUUCUGGGCAGAUCGCAAUGUUCCACACAACCCGGUUAACUUCCGCCAAACCGUGGACCAGACGGUUCACAUGGCACGCCGUUUCCAAGGCUACUACCAUCAGUUCAAAGGGCAGUACCCGUUUGCCGGCAUGUACCUCUUCACCAAACCGGUAGCAUUGGCCAUCGAUCUGGAGUUGCUGAAGUGUAUCUUCGUCAAGGACUUCCAGUACUUCCACGAUCGAGGCACGUACUACAACGAAAAGGACGAUCCCCUGUCGGCGCAUUUGUUCAAUCUAGAAGGCAACAAGUGGCGUAACUUGCGAUCGAAGAUCUCACCCACGUUCACAUCGGGAAAGAUGAAGAUGAUGUACCCGACGAUGAUUGCGGCCGGAAAACAGUUCAGCGAGUAUAUGGACGAAAAGGUCGGUGUGGAGCAGGAAUUGGAACUGAAGGAUUUGUUGGCACGGUUUACGACAGAUGUGAUUGGAAUGUGCGCCUUUGGCAUCGAGUGCAAUUCAAUGAAAGACCCAAAUGCCGAGUUUCGUGAAAAGGGAAGAAUGCAUUUUGAAACUCCAAGGAAUAGGAAGAAAGAUAUGAUGUGCUCGAUCGCGCCCAAAUUAGCUCGGAUGAUGGGACUGAAGCAGAUUAUUCCCGACUUAUCGGAUUUCUUCUUGGGAGUGGUGCGAGAAACCAUCGAUUACCGAGUGAAAAACGGAGUUCGAAGAAACGAUUUCAUGGACUUGCUGAUUGGGAUGUUAACCGGAGAAAAUGUGGAACUUGGACCGUUGACAUUCAAUGAGGUAGCUGCGCAAGCGUUUGUAUUCUUCGUAGCGGGAUUCGAGACAUCAUCGACAACGAUGACUUGGGCUUUGUAUGAGCUCUCGGUGAACCAAGACAUCCAAGAGAAGGGUAGGAAGUGUGUUCGCGAUGUAUUGGAAAAAUACAACGGUGAAUUGAGCUAUGAAACGAUCAUGGAGAUGAGCUACAUCGAUCAUAUUUUGCAUGAAACCCUAAGAAAAUACCCACCCGUUCCGGUACAUUUCCGCAUCGUAACCAAAGACUACAAAGUGCCCAACACGGAAACGGUCCUCCCGGCUGGAACAUCGGUGAUGAUUCCCGUGUACGCAGUUCAUCAUGAUCCGGAAAUUUUCCCUGAUCCGAAAAGAUUCGACCCGGACCGAUUCACAACGGAGGAAAUCAACAAACGGCACCCUUACGCUUGGACUCCCUUUGGGGAAGGUCCACGAAUUUGCAUUGGUAUGCGGUUUGGCAUGAUGCAAGCCCGAAUUGGACUCGCGCUGCUGCUGAACAAUUUCAGGUUCUCCAGUGGGAAGAAGUCAACCGUUCCGUUGGAUUUCACCGCCAAGAGCUUUAUUCUGUCCCCGGAUGAAGGGCUAUGGCUGAAGGUGGAAAAACUUUAGUUCCUAUGUAUGCAAGCAUUAUUAGAUUAAAAAAUAAUGUUUCUGUUAGAUAAGAGCUAUUAUGUCUUCAGUUUUGUUGUCAAAAUUGCGAGUCACACAGCUACGAUAAAUCAUAGUCGUAAGAAAACAGAUAACGUAUUUUGUUAUUUUGCUUUUUCAUUGAGUAAUUAUUGCAAUGGAAUUGGUUUUCAAUGCAAAACAAAGUUUAUCAGCCUAAUAGAUGACAUUUUUAAUUGCACUUAGUCAUUUGGUGUUAUUAAUGUAUUACAAGGGACUAUAAACACAAUUCGUAACACUUUAUUAAGGGAGACGCACACAUCUUAAUCAUACAACAAAUAUUUACUCAAGAAUAGGAAGACUGCAGAAUCUACAGUUAAAACAUAUAAAUAAAAGGUUCGUCAGUUUACAUAAAUAA
Messenger RNA from Aedes aegypti (yellow fever mosquito), 2137 nucleotides. RefSeq names its product probable cytochrome P450 6a14. Gene Ontology annotation, molecular function: monooxygenase activity; iron ion binding; oxidoreductase activity, acting on paired donors, with incorporation or reduction of molecular oxygen. The coding region runs from base 244 to 1722 and encodes 492 amino acids. Lineage: Eukaryota; Metazoa; Arthropoda; Insecta; Diptera; Culicidae. The transcript has 4 exons. The record is from RefSeq and is a predicted model, not a curated record.